UGCAUAUGACCCUGUUCCGUUCAUAAGGGCACACGCAGAUCAGCAACCAGAGGCGGAUCUGCCGGGAAACACUUGGACCAAGGACAGAAGGGAGGCCCCUCUCACACACCCUCAUGUGAAAGCAGGGAUUACCUAAUUUGAGCUAUGAAUAGAGAUAUUAAAACAUGUUAUGUGUCCGAAUAGCGUUUUAGUAGAGUCCAAUGCAAAUCAGAAAAUGGAAAACUUUUUUUUAAAUGUAUUUAUUUUUUUACAUAGAACGACUUUAAGAGAUGUAAUUUAGGCUAAUGGGAAAUGUUUACCAGCAGUUAUGAAACAGCCUACUUUCGUUAGAUGAAACUAAAAACACACGAGUAGAUAAGUUUGGGUUCUUGGCGAAGAUGUCAGAAGAAUGUCACUGUAUUAAGAGUGAUGUGAUAAAAAUAGGCUGUGCCGCAGUAGCACCGGAUACUCCAUAUAUGGUCAGGACAUGCUGCUUUCUGAUUGGCUGCUCACAUUAGCGACAGGGUUGUUGCUGGAGCGCUUUCAGUGGGAGAUCCAUUAUUCUGACUGACAAGGGAUACGAAAAAAAAUCGUUUUUAAUAGGGUGCGGUUGAAAUAUCAAAACAAUCAUCAGACUGUUAACGGAGCUUGUUUAUUUUAUUUAUUUUCUGUGAUAGCCUAUAGCCAGCACAUUUGGUAAAUUUUGAUCAAAACUGUCUUUUUUUAAAAUUACAUCUUUACAUUAGGCCAAACGCAGCUUUGCUACAUUGCUAUUUUUUGUAUCAAUUAUAUUACCCCUUAAAUAGCACGAUCACCGUUUGAGGAGACCAGUACAUGUUUAACAUAUUUGGCUCUACUCUGUAAAAUAUGCAUAAAUUAUAUCAUAACCUCACGAAGGAAUGUAAAAGACACAGGCUGCAAGCAAGGCACGUAAAAUGACGUAUCUUGUUCAUUUAUGUGAACGCUUCAACAUUAUUUAGCCUAACCAAAAAUCUUGCAUUUCGUAAAAUUUAAAUGCAUACAAUUGAAGAAAAUUAUGAAUGAAAAUGAUAGCUGCGAAAUUCUGUAUAUAUUUGGCUGGUGUUUACUCUCUCAUCUCCGGAGCAGUGGUACAGUCUCGUCCCAAAGAUUUCAUUCAUAAAUAUCUGACUCUGGUGGCUCGUGCCUCCUAGCGUAGUAACCAUAAUCUAAAUGGGGGGGGGGGGGGGCAAAACAACAUUUGGUGACAUUAGUGACACAAUAUAGUUCUCAGCAUCUACUGGUGUGAUCUAGCGAAAGUGAUGCCUAGAAACGCAUCCUCGUUAGAAACGCAAGAACAGCUGCACACAUCAGCCGCUCAAAUGAAGAAGGUAGGUAUUGUGAAGGACGUGUGUCCAAAGAGAGACGCAGCUGAUGGUCCCUUUGUUCCAACGGUCACUGCUGUAGCUUCAGCUCCAGAUCUGAAGUGGAUGGUCUUGUCCACUGACAUCUCUUCAGUGUCACCCUGCAGCACUGCAAGACACGAGAGACCACAGAGCUCAGCUCACUCUAUGGAUAACAAACCUUCUCGAAAGAUCUCCACUGGCCGGAGAAAAGGGGUGAAAGAUCAGCUUUCUCCAGAGGAAGAAGAGAGGAAGAGGAUCAGAAGAGAAAGGAAUAAACUUGCAGCUGCCAAGUGUCGAAAUCGCAGACGAGAAUUAACCAACAGUCUCCAAGCUGAAACCGAUAGCCUUGAGGAAGACAAGGCAGCUCUGCAGUCUGAGAUCGCUAGUCUGUUAAAAGAGAAAGAAAGACUCAAACAUAUUCUUUCUACUCACAAACCCCACUGUAAACUAAAGGAGAAGACAUCUGGGGAAAAAGAGGAACAAGUCCAAGCGCAGGCAGAGCAGACACCCCCACAGGCCCCUAAAACCUCCCCAGAACAUCAUCAGGUGCCCGCUUCUCCCCAACAGCCUGACCCCAUAAGCGCUGCGAUCUUCGGGGACUCCGACAUCCUUCUGUGUUCCAGUGCAGAACUGGGUGCCGUUGAGGUGGAACCCUAUACUGAUAUGAGGAAUGUGACCAUGGAAGACAUUAGCAACGUGAUAGACAGUGGUGAUGACAUGGAUUUGUUAGUGCCAGACAUUGAUUUAAGUAGCUCUUUGGGCUUGAGUGAAUGGGAAACCCUGUACAUGUACAUGGGAGGUGGGUUAGAACCUAUAAGCUCCCCUACAUGUAGCCCCACCUGUAGCAGCAGCAGCAACGCUGUACCUGUUUUCAGCUUCAACAAUGCAGAUUUAGAGAAACAUGUAACAAAGAGGGUUUGAGUAAAUCUAAUGCAACCAAAGAAAUCUUGAUGACUUUAUGAAGGCUCUGGUACAUUGUAAACAAUACGGUAAUGUUGUUGGUGUGAAAUAUUUUAAAAGAAUUCUUCAUGAAAAGAAAAACCCUAAAAACAUGUUCAGUGUUUCAGCAGAUAUAGUAAAAGCUGUGUAAUAACAUUCUAAAAAAUAAGACACAUCUAUUGUACUGAGACAGUCUUGUUUCUUCAACUUGUUGAAUGUAUUGUUGUUCAUAAAGACAUGCUUUUGAAUGCAAAUCAAUUUGUAUCAGGUGAUCUUGUGCUGUGCAGUGCAGUCUGUUACAUAGUGUGACUGUUUGAUUAACAGCUUGUACUUUGUGGUAUACUCAAAAGUAAAAUGUGAUCCUGACCAUGGAGGAAGAAAAAAAAUCUACUGAGUCCUUUAACUUUAUGCAUUUUUGUUCUUCCUACUUCUGUUUCUGUGGUCUGGCAUGCCUCUAAUAAACAAUGAAAGAAU
This is a messenger RNA of Myxocyprinus asiaticus (Chinese sucker), 2756 nucleotides long. Its product is annotated as protein c-Fos-like. Lineage: Eukaryota; Metazoa; Chordata; Actinopteri; Cypriniformes; Catostomidae. The record is from RefSeq and is a predicted model, not a curated record. Gene Ontology annotation, cellular component: nucleus. Gene Ontology annotation, molecular function: RNA polymerase II cis-regulatory region sequence-specific DNA binding; DNA-binding transcription factor activity, RNA polymerase II-specific. Bases 1260 to 2264 code for a protein of 334 amino acids. Gene Ontology annotation, biological process: regulation of transcription by RNA polymerase II. The transcript has 4 exons.